AUGUUCCCAUUGACGCUCGAGAGUCAAACUGAGGAUCCCAGCUGGCUUUAUUCUGGCGUCGCUGUCAACGCUGCCAUGUACAUGGGCCUUCAUCGAGCGAAGCCCGCGCCGUCUCUACGCAGCAUAGCUCCCAUAAAGAGCCUCACCGACCUCGCAGCCAUCGAAUAUAUGCUACGCACCUACCCGCUGCCCCCCGAAUUCGCCUACGAAGUAAUGGUGCACCACACGCUGGCCAAGUUCUUCAGCAUCAUCGUAGAAAACUCCGAGGAGAACGUCAGUCACUCGUUAAUCGGCAUCAUCGACGCCGAGCUCGACAGCCUGCGCACACGCUUCCCCACGCCGUGGACAACGCGCACCGAAAUGGCGUAUCUAACCGCAAAAAUCCUGCUGUACACGACCGUCAUCCUACGCCUGCAAUCCGACCGGUCCGCGCGCGAAAUCCUCAUGCGCAAAGCCCUCACCGUUGCCGUGCGCAUCGCAUACCUCACCAACCAAGGUCUAGCCUACCGCUCAACCGAGUUCCCCAACCUGCGCCCGCAGGAUCUAGGAAACACGCUGCCGAAAAAUUACUACCGCACACUCAUCCUCUCUACCGCGUUUCUGAUACGCUUCUUCGUGCUGAAUGUGAACGCGCAGCCGGAGGAGCAGGAACUCGCGCGGAACCAUGUGGCGCUUGCGCAGCGCUAUCUCACGCUCAGCGGCGAGGAUCCGCGAGAUGAGCGCGUUCGAGGCGCGAUUUUAUUCGACGUGCUGUGUAAGCAAGCGCCGAUUGAUCUGGAGACGGCGAAGCUCAAGGUGGACGAUCGCAUGGCUGCGUCGUUGUGGUAUGAUGCGAUAUCCACGGGGCAUGUACUGAGGAAUCGGCCGGUGGAGGUGGAGGAGGCGUCGCCGAGGGCUGCGGGCGAGGAUUCCACAGCGGGUCAGGAGAUCGGAGGGGAGACUGCGACGCAAGAUGCGUUGUCAUAUGAACCUGGGGUGAUGGACUUUGGGGCGAUGGACUUUUCGCUGCCGGAGGAUCUUUGGGGGGAUUCGAUUUGGGGCAUGUUUGAUCCAAUUGCGCCUUCCACGCAUCCGGGGACGGGAGAGGGUCAGUUCUAG
Molecule: messenger RNA, 1098 nt
Organism: Parastagonospora nodorum SN15
Lineage: Eukaryota; Fungi; Ascomycota; Dothideomycetes; Pleosporales; Phaeosphaeriaceae
Exons: 2
Coding region: 1-1098 (365 amino acids)
Source: RefSeq, a predicted model, not a curated record